AUGGCGCGAGCAAGCGCACGGUUUGCGCGGGCGCUGAUGGUUCCAGGAAAGGACGAGCGAGGAGUGGCAGAGUCCGUCAUGGAGGAGGAAGAAGAGGAGAAGGAAGAAGAGACGGAGGACAAGGACGAAGAGGAGACGGAAGAGGGCGAAAUGGAGGAGGAGGAGGAGGAUUGGGCUAUUGGCGAAUUGACUCUAGAACUCGACGACGGAAACCUUCCGGAGAGAAUGUCCCUUCCUGAUCGUCGGCUCCAAUUCAGGCUCGAGGAAGAGAGGAUGGAGGAGGAGGAAGGAGGAGGAGUGAGCCGUACGUUUGAGAUAUUCUACGAGGAGGAGAAAGGCGAGCUAGUCAACUUGGUGUCGGCAUUGGAAGGCACGAUAGACUUCAUGGACGGAGAUGGCGCUCUUGACCCGAAGAUGUUCUCUGCGAUGAAAAGGCUCCUAUACUUUGAGGUCAUCGUCGUCCAAGUAGUUGUCAAGGAGGCAGGACGGAUUUGCCUCCUGCUUAAAUUCCACCCCAGCGUCAUCGACAGGACAGCAGUCUCCUCAGACACCCUCAGCAGCCUGUACCCGGCUCUGAGGCACGCCGACGCCUUGGCCGUUCUCUUCACGUGGUUCGCUCCAUUCCUCGUGGACCGGAGCGGCCCGAAGGUUCAAGACUCAACGUUCGAUCUUGAUCGGGUGUACGAGGCCAUGAAGCACAAAGACUUCAGCAGCAGGAGGCAGCAGAGCGACGUCCUUCAUCCCUUGCUCCGCCCGUAUCAGUUGCGAGCUGUCUCUUGGAUGGAGGAGCGCGAGAAACCUGUCGAAGAAAGGGAGCCGCUGCUGCAUCCUGCCCUCAAGUGCUGUCGCAUCGGGAGGAGGAAACGCAGCCUCUUCUACUGCGAGUGGACUGGACACCUUGCGACGCGGCCGACGCAUCUCGUCGACGAUCUGAGGGGAGGUGUGCUGUGCGAUGAGAUGGGCCUCGGGAAGACUGUGGAGCUGCUCGAGCUCAUCGCCUCCUCGCACAAAGCCGUUGACUAUGGCGACGAUGAAGAUUUCGAGCUCGGGAAGAGGAAGAGAAGCGAGCCAGACCCGCUCACGGUCGACGAUUUGACCUCCAAGCGGUUCAAAGUGGUGGUGGGUAACUUUCCUGGGAACUUCAUCGUCCCUGGGGGACUCUGUGUGGGGUCGGAGGUCCUGGUCAUGGACAAGAGGAUGUGGAAGAGAGCGAGGGUGCAUGGCGUGAGGUUGUCAGGAGGAGAGCAGCAGAUAGAGGAGAUGCUGGUGGAGGUGGAGGGAAGGACGGCUCUGGAUUCAAGGAUCUAUUGGAUGCCAGUGGGGAAGAACACCGUCAGAUCCAUGACGAGCAAAGAUCCUGGUGCUCGUGACAAGAAAGUGUAUCAUGCUGCUGGACUCUUUGGUCAGUGCGAAGGAAGGUACUGGAGAGUCGGAGGGCAGGAGGAGGAGGAGACGGAAGCAAUGGAAACGGUCUCUGCCACGCUCAUCGUCUGUCCGAUGCCUAUCCUCCACCAGUGGAUCUCGGAGAUUGAGCGGCACCUUCCUCCCAACAAGCUUCGCAUCUACGUCUACAACGGGCUCAAGGAUGGUGGAGACGCAGAAGAGAUCAUGAAGGCCAUCCUUGCUUCAGACCUCGUCCUCACCACCUACGAGGUUCUGCGCACUGACAUCUACUACAAGAGCGAUCAGAGUCGCCUGCUCCGUAAUGAGAAGAAGUACAAGGUGAGCAAGAGCCCUCUCCUCCGCGUCGAGUGGUGGCGAGUCUGCCUCGACGAGGCGCAGAUGGUUGAGUCAAGGACUGCCAACACCUCGCAGAUGGCCGCCCUCUUGCGAUCGCAGAGGAGGUGGUGCGUUACCGGCACCCCCAUCCAGCGAGGCCUGGAGGAUCUGCACGGUCUUGCAGUCUUCCUCGAUGCCGGACCCUUCGAUCAGCGACCCUUCUGGCUCAACUGCGUGCAGAUGCCCUACAUGGCCGGGCUGGAGAGAGCCCGGGCCCGCCUCGAUGCGUGGGUCCACCGGCUGAUGUGGAGGUCGCAGAAGAAGGACGUGCUGGAUGAGAUCAAGUUGCCCGAGCAGAAGACGGUAGAAGUGAAGCUCAACUUCUCGCCCAUCGAGUAUCAGUUCUACCGCAGGCAGCACACCUACGUGUCUGAGGCGGCCAAAUCCGUCCUGUCCUCUUGCCGAAAGCUCGGGGUGAGGUCGUUGGACAGCAAUGCGUCCCGGAGGUUCUUGAAUCAGCUUCUCAAGCUUCGACAGGCUUGUAGUCACCCUCAGGUGGGAGGGUCGGGGAUCCACAACGUGCACAAGAAGGUGCUGACCAUGGAGGAGAUCCUGGAGCAGCUGAUCGACAGGGCGCGGAUCGAGUGUGAGGAUGCUCAGCGGUGUGUGAUCGCAGCGGAGAACGGGCUUGCUGCCAUGGCGCUGAUCAACGAGGAGAAGCAAGUGGCAGCGAGGCACUACAGGAACGCUCUGCGCGCCGUGGAGGAAGGGAUAGGAAAGGGCAUCAAGACGGACUCGCUCCAACAGCUGCACACCGUCUUUAACCUCGCGGAGAUCUCCCGGGGGGUCGACCCGGACGUGUCGAAGCUAGAGGAGCAGGCCAAGUCGAUCAGGGAGGGAUACUGUGCGGCGCAGCGUGUGAACGUGACAGAGCAUCUGCAUCGCUUCACCGCGUGCUCGAAGGAGGUGGAGGCGAAGCUGGAGGAAGUGGGAAGGUGCUGGUUCAUCCCUGCCAUCACCCUGCUGCAGAACUCCCCGAAAGGAGGGAAGCUGCUAGACGACAUACACACCGUGCUGUCGGAGGGCCGCCAGUACUAUCGGACCGGAAUGCACGCGACCAGGGAGGAGAGCAUGGUCGGCCGCUUCACCUCGCUGGACGGCCUGAAACUCCUGCUGGACCGAGCAGAGGAGAGGCUCCUGGCUGCCCGUCAGACCUUGAUCGACGGCCUCCACAGGCUGUCAAAAGAGCCGACGGAGCGAGAUGUCGAGCUGUGCGGCAAUUGCGGCGACUGUAAGGCGAAUUUCCGCAAGGUCGGGCCACGAUGCCCCCACUGCCUGCUGUCGGACGAGAUGGACCGCUACAAGAAUCGGCUCUUCUACCACAUGGCGGAGAGAACUUACGAGCGGAACAGGAGGGAGGGGCAGCGGGCCUUGGCCUACUGGGAGGAGCAGCUGGAGCAGGGAGAGGGAGCAGGAGGCGUUCGCCGCGGCUACGACCUGCUUGCUGAGUCGUCGGAGAGGAAGGCGUCGGAGUUCGAGCUGGUGAUCCGGACCAUCGAGAAGCACCUCAAAGGCCACCCAUCGCUGCUGGAGAAAGCCAAGGCUCACAUCCAGCUGUGGGACAGCCUGAAGAAGGAGUUUGACAGGGGGGGGCAGCUGUGGAAGGCGCAGAGGGAGCGGCUGGAAAAGCUGGACGAGCUGGAGAUGGCCACGAUGCGUAUCAGGACCCGGUAUGAAGGAGAGGAGGUGGAGGCUGAGGAGGAGCUGUACAAGAUUCUGCCAAGCCACGUGGAGGAGAGGACGAGACAGCUGGACUUCGAGCUGUCCGACGCCAAGGGGAGGCUGCAGUACGCGUGCGGGCAGCACAGCUACCUGAAGAACUUGGACCACCUGCAGAAGUCUGUGAAGGAGGAGGAGCAGGAGGACGGAGAGCCGCUCUUUGAGUGCCCCAUCUGCCAUGAGGACGCCAGACGAAUCGGGACGCUCCUGAGCAGGAAGACGGGGACGAGGCAGCGAUGUCCGAUAUGCAGGAUGGUGUUUCCGAGCGGGGACUUGGCGUACGUGGUGGACGACAAGCAGCAGGGGAAAGGAGAGUCGAAGAUCCGCGGGAGCUACAGCACGAAGAUCGUGGCGCUGCUGGAGGGGAUCAUGCAGGGAGGGAAAGGAAUCAGCAAGGGGGUGGCGCGCUUCAAGGCCGAUCCCCUCCUCCAGGUGCUGCUGCUGCCCUUCAAGAACGGGUCCAACGGGCUCAACGUGACCGAGGCGACGCACGUGUUCUUGAUCGAACCGCUGCUCAACGUCGCAGUGGAGGACAGCGUGGAAGAGCGAGUGUACGCGAUAGGGCAGAGGAAGAUACACGACAUGGUGCAGGAGGAGGGAGCCGACUCUACCUUCCACCAGGCGCAGGAGGCGGCCAAGAAGCACGAUGUGGUGACGAUCGAGGACGUGCAAGAGCUCUUCGCUGAGGGAGCCCCAGCUGCCUCUUGCGUGGGGCAGGAGGCCAGAGAGAGCUGGUGGCUGCAGCAGGUGGAGUAUAGGGGGCGGAGAGAAACUCGGAGCCAGGUGUCUGCCUACUUGCUCUGUGCAAGGGCAGCAGAGCUGCGGCAGGUGGAGCAGCAGCAGCAGCAGCAGCAGCAGCAGCAGGGGGAGGAGGGCGGGGCCGACAACGAGCACGAGAUGCUGCAUGGCGAGCGUCUGCCCAGAGAUGUAGCGCGGGUGCUGCUUGAGCUGCCGGAGGUCUCGUACCAGGAGAACUGA
This is a messenger RNA of Guillardia theta CCMP2712, 4476 nucleotides long. RefSeq lists its product as hypothetical. The coding region runs from base 1 to 4476 and encodes 1491 amino acids. Gene Ontology annotation, molecular function: ATP binding; ATP-dependent chromatin remodeler activity. Lineage: Eukaryota; Cryptophyceae; Pyrenomonadales; Geminigeraceae. The record is from RefSeq and is a predicted model, not a curated record. The transcript has 17 exons.